AUGAAGCGAAAGAACUCAACUAUAACAUGUGAUACUUCCGCAAAGCAUCAAAAGAUUGAGGAUAACAUUCCUUCUCCCUCUCCUGACUUCUGGCCAAGUAGUCCUAUAGAAUACAGCAUAAACGACCCUGUUGACUUCUGGCCGCUUUCCCCAACUGAAAUAAAUGAUAUCGAGUCUGGUGGAGAUAACGAUGUCACUACGCCCAGUAAUGAAGUUAGAGCACUUAUUGCUCAAACUCCUUCAGAAGACUCUCAAAGUCAGAGCCCCAAGAGCGGAGUAAUAUAUAGCAACGACCAAGAAGAUGCCGAGAUCGUGGCAAGCCUUCCCUUCUUCUCCAAUGCGGAAGGAACAAUCUUAUAUGUAGGAGACAGUGUAGCAUACAAAGAGGGCAACGAAACCUUGGUUGCUGCGCGAAUAUUGGACAUAAAUCUUCCUAACCUCCCCUCCGUAGACCCGCAGCUUCAAGAGCUGAUAUUUGUUCAGCCUGAAGGAUGGGGUCCCGAACAUGCAAAAAUGGUGACCCAACUCGACAUAAAGGCAUGUCCCAAAGAUGCCAAAUUCGGACCUAAUGGAAGAGACGACUCAAAAUCCUGGCAAGACUACCGAAAACAAUAUUCAAGCGAAGAAGGACGCCGAGCCAGAUUACAUACGGGCGUUGUCUUUGACGACGCCAUGCUAUUACAUGACUGCCCAUGCGUCAAAGACCGGCAGUUGAACCGCCAUCCAGAAAGGCCCGAGAGAUGCGUGGAAAUAAUGGCAAAAUUCGAAACACUUGGCCUACUCCGAAAGGUUAAACGAUUGCGUUCUCGGAUGGCAACGAAAGAUGAAUUGGAGUCUUGCCACCUUGGCCAACACGUGGUGACAUAUUUUGGGUCGAAGCCAUAUACUAUGCCGGGUACGAUCGUAAAGAACGGCGAAGAUUGGGCCCCACCCAGUCUUAAAGAUAAAAUGUUAUGUGGUGAAUUAGGAAUAAGUUGCGACACAACAUAUAAUCCCUACGGGACACCAAACGCAGCAAGGAUGGCAGCGGGUUCCGUCAUAGAAAUGAUGGAUGCUGUCGUCUCUGGGAGAGUUGUAAAUGGGUUCGCUAUAGUUCGACCACCUGGCCAUCACGCAGAACAAAAUCAUGCCAUGUGUUGCAGCAAACAUGGCCCUAAAGAACUACCCGGAGAAAAUCAAAAAAGUAUUGAUUGUCGAUUGGGAUAUUCAGUAAGUUCAUUUGUUUUAUUUCUUUGUCAUAAUGAUUAUUUAAUUAAACAAAUUGGUUUAUUGAAACGUAGCCACGGUAAUGGAACACAAAGCCUUUUCUACGGUCGUAACGACGUACUAUAUAUUUCUUUACAUCGUUAUGACAAUGGAUUGUUUUACCCAUACUCCGGCCCAACUACUGAUCUUGGUACGGGUGAAGGAUUAGGAAACAACGUUAAUAUUACCUUUUCAUCUGAGAAAGACAGGUUCGAGUCUAUGGGAGAUAUCGAAUAUCUUGCCGCCUUUAAAUAUAUCGUAAUGCCGAUUGCCCGACAAUAUAACCCUGAUUUAGUAAUUGUAUCUGCAGGGUUUGAUGCAGCUGAAGGUCACGAGGAUGCAAUUGGUGGAUAUAAGAUUACUCCGCGAGGAUUCGCUUAUAUGACGCAGAUGUUGAAAAAUCUAGCCAACGGUAAACUUGUACUUGCGCUAGAAGGUGGAUAUGCGUUAGAAUCACUCUCUGAAUCAGCUUGCGCUUGUUUGUCGGCAAUGCUCGGACCUGAUCUUUCUCCAAUCGAACAAUAUAAAUUUAAUGGUGGUCUAAAUACAGUAAAGCCCAAUCAAUCCGCUGUCACGUCAUUACAGAAAGUCGUAGCAAUAUUAAAAAAUUAUUGGAACUUUCCCGCAACGGUUACAGAUGAAGAUUUCAGAUUUGCUCUACCUGCUGAUUGGAGAGCUACGAAUAGUUUGUCAACCCGACCAAAGCGCACCCCAAAACCAAAAAAGAGGCUUCCUGUGGAAGGCUGA
Diversispora eburnea is the source of this 1992-nucleotide messenger RNA. NCBI's taxonomy places the organism in Eukaryota, Fungi, Glomeromycota, Glomeromycetes, Diversisporales, Diversisporaceae. The record is from the annotation of a GenBank genome assembly.